Molecule: messenger RNA, 810 nt
Organism: Cladophialophora psammophila CBS 110553
Lineage: Eukaryota; Fungi; Ascomycota; Eurotiomycetes; Chaetothyriales; Herpotrichiellaceae
Exons: 1
Coding region: 1-810 (269 amino acids)
Source: RefSeq, a predicted model, not a curated record
AUGCGGUCUCUCAGCGUACUCCUUUUCAGCUUGCUCUGUGCAUCUGCCGUCUCAGCCGAUCCUCUAGACGAUGCUAUCGCUCUCUUCAAGCGUCAAAAUGUACCACUGUCUACUGGCGCUUCCGACUCUAGCAGUUCUAUUACAUCCCCAACUACCUCUCCCACCACUAGUAAUGGCGACUCAACUACUUCUGUUACUGUUACAAGCGAUACCACCUCUUCGAGCACCGAGACCACGUCGUCCACAAUCACUCUUCCCCCAUCCACAUCUUCCUCGGUGACUGUCGUCACGACAACAUCGACCCGUACGCCUUCCUCGAGUUCCUCCGACAGCAGCUCCUCGGAUCAAUCCACCUCUACGGAGACGAGCACCUUCACCCCUUCGAGGACUUUGAUCACCACAAGUUCGCUUCAAGAGGUCAUUACUACAAUCACAAGUGUGAGUGCAGGAAGCACCGUGCAUCUUACCAGUACAAGUAGCAGCCUCGUCCCAAUUACAACCAGUGUUGAUCCUGCUUCCCUGACAAAUGGAGGCGGCAAAGGCGGCAGUUCCGGCCUCAGUGACACUGCCAAAGCCACCAUAGGAGGAGUUGUGGGCGGUGUUGGUGGUGCGUUGUUGCUCGCUGGAUUGGCAUACACUGCCUGGAGGAUUUGGGGCAAGAAGAAGAAUCUUCACGACGACGAUCUCUACGACCCCAACCUCAACCAAGACAAGCUAAGCGGUACCACGGGAUCUGACUCUACGCCCUUCCGUUCCACGUUGGAUCAAUACCAUUCCCCUGGGCCUGUCAAUACCGCGUCAAACUUUUAA